Messenger RNA from Chelonia mydas (Green sea turtle), 1695 nucleotides. RefSeq names its product zinc finger protein 501-like. The record is from RefSeq and is a predicted model, not a curated record. Bases 22 to 1356 code for a protein of 444 amino acids. The transcript has 4 exons. NCBI's taxonomy places the organism in Eukaryota, Metazoa, Chordata, Testudines, Cheloniidae. Gene Ontology annotation, biological process: regulation of DNA-templated transcription.
AGAGCCCUCUACAGGGAUGUCAUGCAGGAGAACUACGAGACGGUGACCUCGCUGGGAUUUCCCGUUCCCAAACCUGAGCUUAUCGCCCGGCUGGAACGAGGGGAAGAGCUGUGGGUGUCCGAUCUCCAGGAUUUGAAGGACAGAAGGCUUGUGAGAUGCACCAGCACAGCAGGUGCUGAGCGAGGGAGUGAGAACAAGGAGGGGAAUCAUCACGAGGCAGUUCCUGAGGAAGUGGAACCACAGGGGACCUUUUUGGGAAGAGCUGAAGGGAAUUUUUCCCAUUGCUGGAAUCAGGGAGAAGCCUGGGGAAAUUGGCACAGGUCAGAGAGGCUUCUGAUAAACCAGCCCAGGAAGAAAGUGGAUGAAUCUAUUAAUGGUGGGGGAGGAGACGAGAAUCCCAGAGAGCAGCAGACAAAUCCCAAGGAAGAGACACCCUGGCACUGCCUUGAGUGUGGGAAAGGAUUCAUUGUGAGAUCACAACUUGUUACACAUCAGACAGUUCAUACGGGAGAGAAACCAUUUCAGUGUUUGGACAGUGGGGAAAGCUUCAGUAAGCACACAGAUCUUAAUAACCAUGGGAGAAGGCACACUGUAGACAAGCCCAUUCAAUGCGUUGAAUGCGGGAAAUGUUUCAGUUCAAAGUCAGCACUAAAUUCACAUGAGAAAAGCCACACAGGAGAGAGACCCCAGAAGUGCUUGGACUGUGGGAAAAGUUUCACAUGGAGGAGGGCGCUUGUUAGACAUCAGAAAAUCCAUACAGGAGAGAGACCCCACAAGUGCUUGGACUGUGGGAAAAGUUUCACAUGGAGGUCGGCGCUUGUUAAACAUCAGGUAAUCCACACAGGAAAGAGACCCCACAAGUGCUUGGACUGUGGGAAAAGUUUCAUAAGAAAGUCAAACCUUAUUCAACAUCAGGCAAUCCACACAGGAGAGAGAGCCCACAAGUGCUUUGACUGUGGGAAAAGUUUCAUGCAGAGGUCACACCUUGUUCAACAUCAGGCAAUCCACAAAGGAGAGAGACCCCACAAGUGCUUGGACUGUGGGAAAAGUUUCAAGCAGAGGUCAUACCUUGUUAAUCAUCAGGCAAUCCACAAAGGAGAGAGACCCCACAAGUGCUUGGACUGUGGGAAAAGUUUCAUGCUGAGGUCACACCUUGUUCAUCAUCAGGCAAUCCACAAAGGAGAGAGACCCCACAAGUGCUUGGAUUGUGGGAAAAGUUUCAUAAGAAAGUCACACCUUGUUCAACAUCAGGCAGUCCACACAGGAGAGAGACCCCACAAGUGCUUGGACUGUGGGAAAAGUUUCACAUGGAGACCGGCGCUGGUGAAGCAUCAGAGAAUCCACACAGGAGAGUGACUCUAUAAGUGCUUGGACUGUGGGAAAAGUUUCACAUGGAGAUCAGAUCUCGUUCAACAUGGAAGAAUCUACACAAGAGAGAGACCCCCACAAGAGCUUAGACUGUGGGAAAAGUUUCAGACACAGAUCAUACCUCAUUAAAAAUGGGAGAAUCCACACAGGAUGGACGUGGUCCACUCCCAAUGACUGAUGAGGAGGGGUCAAUACCAACAAAGGGAAAAUUGCUUUUGUAGUGAGCCAGCCACUCCCAGUCCCUAUUCAGGCCCAAAUUGAUGGUGUUAAGUGUGCAAAUGAAUUGUAGCUCUGGAGUUUCUCUCUGAAGUCAGUUUUUGAAGUUUU